This is a messenger RNA of Psilocybe cubensis, 1281 nucleotides long. RefSeq lists its product as uncharacterized. Gene Ontology annotation, cellular component: cytoplasm; membrane-bounded organelle. Gene Ontology annotation, biological process: N-acylethanolamine metabolic process; N-acylphosphatidylethanolamine metabolic process. Gene Ontology annotation, molecular function: N-acylphosphatidylethanolamine-specific phospholipase D activity; zinc ion binding. The record is from RefSeq and is a predicted model, not a curated record. The transcript has 7 exons. Lineage: Eukaryota; Fungi; Basidiomycota; Agaricomycetes; Agaricales; Agrocybaceae. Bases 1 to 1281 code for a protein of 426 amino acids.
AUGACAGUUAACGACUAUCAUCUGAUAAAGGUCACCUCGAACCCCAGCAAAGACCCACACCCGACACCUAAAGGCGACAAACCACCCCAUUGGGUCGACAAAGCCGGCUCGUCGUUCCAUAAUCCAUGGAAGAGCUUUCGAGCACAUAGUUUCCGGGAUAAACUCAAUCUGCUACCAGCGAUUGCAUCCUUCCCGGCUCCGCCGAAAGAUAUCGCGAGUCUGAUGCCUAUCCGCAAUCCUACUUGGGGUAGAUCAGCAGCAGCGACGCUCGAUGGAAAGAACAAAGAAGAUGAUGAGGAGACGGACAGAAGCAAUAGCAGCAAGAUUAAGACGACGUGGUUAGGGCAUGCAUGUUUUCUUGUCGAGUUCCCUGCUCCGCCUGGCUCGACAGACGGUCGAGGGGUGAGAGUCCUGUUCGACCCUGUCUUCAGUUCUCGGUGCUCUCCCAGCCAGCAUAUAGGACCCAAGCGCUUUACACCACCGCCAUGCAAAAUAGAGGAUAUACCAGAGGUCGACGCCGUCGUGAUUUCUCAUAACCAUUACGACCACCUAGACACACAUACCAUCCGCACCCUCUUCCGCCGUACAUCCCGCACACCCCACUUCUUCGCACCACUCGGCAACGCAUCCUUCUUCAAAUCCCUCGGCAUACCUACCUCACACACACACGACAUGGACUGGUGGGAAUCCAAACGGCUCGUCGUACAACAUUCAGACGCAAAGGACGACGCCAACCAACCUCCGCUUACAGUCGACAUAACGUGUACCCCUGGCCAGCACUUUACCGGGCGGUCGCUGUUCGAUUCGUUCAAGACUCUGUGGGCCGGGUGGGCUGUUGAAGAGGUUAGGCAGGGAGAAAUUAAUGGUGGUGGUGGUGGUGGUGGUGGUGAGGCGACGCGGCCGCCGACGAAAGUGUAUUUUGCUGGUGAUACCGCCUACCGCACGGUUCUUGACGGCGAUAACGAAGACGAGGUGCCUGUUUGCCCUGCGUUCAAGGAUAUCGGGGCAGUGUUUGGCGGCUUUGACGUUGCGCUGAUUCCAAUUGGAGCGUACCUUCCUCGCGAUUAUAUGUCGCGCAUCCAUUGUGCGCCUCAGGAUAGCGUUAUGAUUUUCAAAGACGUGAAAGCGAAGAAGGCGCUUGGGAUGCACUGGGGGACGUGGACGUUGACUUCUGAAAAUGCUCUCGAUCCGCCUAAGGGUCUUGCGAAGGAAUGUGUGAAGGCGGGUAUAGAAGACGGCGCGUUCACAGUCUGCGACAUCGGACAGACAUUAUGGUUUUAG